AUGCCUAAAAGAGCAGACUUUGGUGAUGUGGAACUAAGGAUAUUGGUUAUCGGGAGCAGUGGUCCAUCUCAGUUCCUUCUCACCAACUUCAUUUUGGGAAGAGAGGAGUUCUCUGAGGAAGUCUGUAGCAUUGCGAGCAGCCAGAAAAAUGUGGGCGAGAUAGUAGGAAGACGGGUCGCAGUAGUCAACGGACCGAACCUGUAUGACAAAGGCAUGUCAAAGUCCAAGAUGAGGAAAGAGCUGAAAAAAUCGAUGUGCUUGUCAACUCCUGGACCUCAUGCCAUACUCAUCACAUUCGACCUGGAGAAGAUCUGCCCCAACGAUAUGAAGACUCCCAAGCUGGUUAAGGAUAAAUUUGGAGAGAAUGUCUUGAAUUACACAAUGAUUCUCUUGGUUUACGACGGGCAUCUGAGAGACAGAGCGCUUAAUGAUAAGGUCAUGAGAACCGACUGGCAUCUGAGGGAGCUCGUGGAGCAAUGCAACUGCCGCUAUCACGUCUUCAGUAAGAACUGGAGGAACCGCAGCGGGAGCCGGGAGCUCCUACAUAAGAUCGAGCGGAUGCUGCAGACUAUGGGUGGACACCAUUAUGUUAACAGAUCUUACAAGAGGGCAGAGGAAAGCGUCAGAAAUGAGGAGAGAAAGCUAAGCAAGAAGAGACGGUCAGAGACUGAGCGGACGUGCCGGGAACUGGAGGAGCAGUUUCAGGGGGAUGAGCUAUGCUGGCAGAUGGAUGCCGUCAAUGCGAGGGUGGGGGCAGAAAUCAGGGCCGAGGCCGAGCUGCAGAAUAGCUGGCUCAGGACUUCACUGGCUGUGGGAUUGGGACUGGGGUUUGUGGCUGGAGCCGCCAUGGGAAUGAUCGUGUGCUCUGUGGAAGGGCCAGCAGGAAUGGUGGUGGGAGGGGCUGUGGGUGGUGUCAUGGGCGGGGCUUCAGGUGCUGCUGCACAGCUGGCCAUUGAACACAUGGAUGACAGAGUGGGAUCACAUUCAGCCAGUUUUAAUACAGUUUUUGUAAACCGCUUCUAUCGGGCACCUCCAGUCUGA
Messenger RNA from Carassius carassius (crucian carp), 1041 nucleotides. Its product is annotated as GTPase IMAP family member 9. Gene Ontology annotation, molecular function: GTP binding. The record is from RefSeq and is a predicted model, not a curated record. The transcript has 2 exons. The coding region runs from base 1 to 1041 and encodes 346 amino acids. Lineage: Eukaryota; Metazoa; Chordata; Actinopteri; Cypriniformes; Cyprinidae.